Fonsecaea erecta is the source of this 1551-nucleotide messenger RNA. RefSeq names its product galactokinase. Gene Ontology annotation, molecular function: ATP binding; galactokinase activity. Gene Ontology annotation, biological process: galactose metabolic process; carbohydrate phosphorylation. The transcript has a single exon. Bases 1 to 1551 code for a protein of 516 amino acids. The record is from RefSeq and is a predicted model, not a curated record. Gene Ontology annotation, cellular component: cytosol; cytoplasm. Lineage: Eukaryota; Fungi; Ascomycota; Eurotiomycetes; Chaetothyriales; Herpotrichiellaceae.
AUGGCAGCUCUGGUGCCAAAGGUGGACAGUCUCGACCAUGUCUACGCAGGGGGUUCUGAGGGUCAUGCGGUGCCGGUCGAACUCGAGCAACGUUUCAAGAAUCUGAUCCAGAGCUUCAAAAAGGACUAUGGCCACAAGCCAGACUUUGUGUCCAGAAGCCCUGGACGGGUCAACAUAAUCGGCGAACACGUCGAUUAUUCGCUCUACGAUGUCUUGCCCACUGCCCUAACGGUUGAUGUGCUGAUCGCCGUCCGCACCGUCAGACGUGGGAAUGGAAACGCAGCUGAAGUCAAGAUUGCCAAUGUAAACCCUACCAAGUAUCCUUCCAAAACGCUGGUCAUCCCGGAUUCCGGCGCAGUCGAAGUCGAUAGUGAGAAUCAUUCUUGGAGUAAUUACUUCUUGGCUGGGUUGAGAGGAUCAUUGGAAUAUCUCCGAAAGCAGUUCGGCGACUCUUUCAAGCCCAAUGGCAUGGAAAUCCUAAUCGACGGAAAUGUCCCAGCUGGCGGUGGCUUGUCCAGCAGUGCAGCUUUUGUUUGUGCUUCUGCUCUAGGUGUCAUGGCUGCAAAUAGCCACGAUAUUUCAAAACAAGAUCUGCUUGAUCUCUGCAUUAUCUCGGAGCGCGCUGUCGGCGUCUUUUCUGGAGGCAUGGACCAAGCUGCAUCUAUAUUCUCUGAAAGAGGAUAUCUCCUCUACUGCCGGUUUUUCCCGGACUUCUCUGCCGAGCAUGUUCCUGUCCCGACAGCAGAGCCAGAAGUCACUUUCCUGAUUGCGCAGUCUUUCGUUACCUCCGACAAGGCAGUGACUGCACCAAUCCAUUACAACCUCAGAGUCGUUGAGUGCACCAUGGCGACUGUGGUGUUGGCCAAGCUGCAUGACAUUGCUCUGAAUCCAGACCAGAGCUCUCUUGGUUUCUGUCUGCGAAACUUUCAAGAAGAGGUCAUGAAGAAGGAAGGCCGCACAGAUGAGCCGUUAGCAGCACAACUCGAGUCCAUGGUCGAGAUCAUUAAGUCAAACCUCAAAGAGGAAGGCUACACCAGACAAGAUAUUGCCGAUAUUCUGGGCAUCUCCGUGCAAGAACUUGAAAAGCAAUAUAUGUCCAAGUUCCCCAUUCGAGCUGAUGUGUUCAAGCUGCGACAGCGCGCCUUGCAUGUCCUGGAAGAAGCUGGACGUGUCCUCAAGUUCCGAGAUACCUUAAUAAUCCCAGGGAAAUUGGAUGAAGAGAAGUUGCUCUACCUUGGCGGCCUCAUGAACAAGACACAGGCUUCGUGCCGAGACGUGUACGAAUGCUCAUGUCCCGAGAUUGAUCAAAUCUGCUCCAUCGCACUCAAAGCCGGGGCUUAUGGAACUCGACUCACCGGUGCAGGCUGGGGUGGUUGCACGGUCCAUCUGGUGCCUCAGCAUAAGGUUCAUGCAGUGACAGAGGCCCUCAAGCAACAGUACUACUAUAAAAAGUUUCCCGACAUCAGCAAAGAAAAGCUCGAGGAAGCCAUUGUCGUUUCAAAACCAAGCCAAGGGUCGUCGCUAAUUGUCGGGGCGGCACUCGAUGUAUAG